AUGGCGUGCAUUAAGAAACAUAUCGAUGCACCACUUAAAGUUAAUGGUUGUGUGUAUUAUCUGUUGCAUUGGUUUGCUGAACACAACAAAAGCAUGCAGCUAAGCAAUGAGGAAGGUGUGCCAAGGCUUCUCAGGUGGAUCAUCAACGACGUCAGUAAUACAAUCGAGAAAGACCUGAAUGACGCCAUGAAAAAGAUGCAACUAGGAUGGGUAAAGGAUUACACUGAUGAAGAGCGAUUGCUUUUGGAUGAGUACCGGAGGCAGAAACAAGAAAAUAGCAUAGAUGCGAUGAAGGAAAAGCUGCGCAUAUCAUAUAUGCAGAGAAAGGAGUUGGAUGAGGAGCUUCCCGAAGUUCAGGAGAGGCGAGAAAGGAUUCUUAAUUUCAUCGAAGAGAAAAGACAAAAAGUUAAUGAAGUUGAUCUAAUGAACUUGACAGAAAGAGAAGAAAUACGGAUUGAAACUGAGGAGGAGGAGGAGAUUGAGGAGGAGGAGGUUGAGGAGGAUGGGAAGGAGAAAAAGGAAGAUGAGGAUAUUGAGGAGGAGGAGGAUGACAAGGAUGAUGAUGACAAUGAGGGUAGCAAGGAUAAUGAUGACAAGGAGGGUAGCAAAGGUGGUGAUAUGCAUGAUGAUAAAGAUGAUGAUGAUGAUGAGCGGGGUGGCAAAGGUGGUGAUAUGCAUGAUGAUCACAAUGACAAAGAGGGUAGCAAAGGUGGCGAUGACGAGCAUGGAACUGAAUCUGAAAAGAAUGAAGUUCCGUCUGAAACUCCUGAAAAGCGAAGCACUCCUCUGUCAAAGACAAAUGAAGAGAAGGAUGGCAAGGAUGGAACAAGGCAAGGUGUUGAGUCUGGAUAUGCUAAGAAGCCUAGCACUUCUCUGCCAGAGAAGUCAGAUGCAUAUCAAGAAGACCAGGAUGCCACAUAUACAUCUGAAAUUGAUGAGGAUACGAUAAUCGCAUGUGAAGCCAUAUCUCAGCUGGACCCUAAAGACAUGUUGCCGGUUGAAGAAGAUGUGCUUUUACUCACAAAGGGAGAAGAUCAACAGAAUGAUCCUUAUGCAUCAAUUGAGGACCUUCUAGACAACUUGUCUGAAAGUUUUUCAUAA
This is a messenger RNA of Papaver somniferum (opium poppy), 1101 nucleotides long. Its product is annotated as proline-, glutamic acid- and leucine-rich protein 1-like. The coding region runs from base 1 to 1101 and encodes 366 amino acids. The record is from RefSeq and is a predicted model, not a curated record. The transcript is spliced from 7 exons. NCBI's taxonomy places the organism in Eukaryota, Viridiplantae, Streptophyta, Magnoliopsida, Ranunculales, Papaveraceae.